AUGUUGUCCAUCUUCCCAUCUGUCGUGCUCCGUUUUAGUCAGGGGACUGACAGGGAUUCACCGGACUCCGCGGAUCCUAAAGCGGAGCUCCAUGGACCUCACGCCCUCAUCCUCUAUGUAUCCAGCAGUUCUCGAUAUUAUCGUGUUAGUAUGCAGUCUAUUAGACAGAGAGCCAAGGCCCGUCCGGACCCGGUAUCAUGUCAAUCAUGUCGAUCGAAAAAGUUGAAAUGCAAUCGGAUCCAGCCGUGCUCGAAUUGUGCUGCACGCGGCAUCAACUGUCAUUUCCUAGUUCCGCCCCAAAGACGAACAGAGACGGCUACUACAGAACACAAUCUUGCGGAAAUUAUAGGAAGAAUUGAGCGAUUGGAAUCUGCUGUUCUCAAGUCGCCUCCUCUCGAAGCUCACUCACAGCAUGCGUCCGAUGGCAACCGUCGUCACGCAAAUCUAUCGUCAUCCACCCCCAUUUCAGGUCACAUCGUGGAGCCUGACGUCCACCACAAUCGAGACAAAGAUUCACAUUUCCUAGAGAAUAUUGGAACAAGAGAAGAUGAACUAAUUUCUCCCUUAUCUUGUAGCUUAGUCUUUAGAAUCGGCGGAGCACACGAAAUCCAUAAAAUGCGAGUCCCUGUCCAGCAGACAGUAGCUAUCCCUGAUCAAUACCCGUUGAGCAAUACCAUUGUGACAUUUCCAACAUACCGAGAAGCAACCCUACUUUUCCAGAAUUUUGAAUCUAAUAUAGAUCACAUGUGUCGCAUUUUACACAUACCUACUAUCCGGUCUCUUAUCAAAACGGUUUAUAUGAAAAUUAGCCAAGGCGAAUCUAUUCCGCUUGGACAAGCUGGUUUGCUGCUUUCUAUCUUUGCGCUUUCUGGGUUCUUCUAUCGGUGCUCCGAGGAUUCCGAAAUAGCAACUAAUGAACAAGAGGCUGUACAUAUCUCAAAGGCCAUAGGCAAGGCUGCCUUAGAUGUCCUAGAUUAUUCACGCAGGAAUACGUCAGGCACAUUGGAAGAUGUCCAAGCCUACAUCUUCAUUUCUCUCCUUUCGUUCCAUCUUGAUGGAUUUUCGGCAAGAGGCCGUCUUUUAUCAACUACGGCGGCUUCUAUUGCUAGGGAUCUUCGUCUACAUCGGUUAGAUGCCGAAGACGAGAACACUGCUGAGAAGACGUCCAGCGUCCGUGCUUCGAUAGAUCGCGAGGUUAGACGUAGAGUAUUUUGGCAUAUUGCAGCCGAAGACUGGUUACAGUCAACCAUCAGCGGACCUCAAGAGGGCAUGUACUUCAUUCAUCCGAAUCAUAUCAACGUCAAGCUUCCAAAAUACCAUUUCCAUGACGAAAUUUCCUUGAGCGAGGAGAAUGAGUCCAUAGACGGUCCUCCACCAAGUGGCAUGGCUUUUCUUCUCGAAAGGAUUCGACUUGCACACCUGUGUAGAGAAGUGGCUGACACAGUACCACUGGAUACAUCAAAGGCUAUGGAGAUGCCAUAUGAGAAUAUCAUAGCUCUUGAUAAGAAACUACAAGAUUUUAUCUCAAGUCUUCCUUUCUUCUUUAAGACUGACCCCGAAAGUCGGGAGAAGAGUAGGAUAUUCGAGACAGUAUAUCCUUACAUCCCUCAUAUGAGAUAUGCCAUCACCAACGCAGCUCAUAGUAGACGGUGCAAGCUACACCAAAGAUUUCUACUACGACAGUCUCAUGAUUCCCGGUAUUCUUACUCGAGAUUGGCUUGCUUAGAAUCAGCAUGUGCCGUCAUUCAGGGGUACGAAGAUCCGACCGAGUUUGAUUCACCUGCUUACGCGACAGCCCGAAUGGGACUGGCUAUGCACUACAUGCAUCUUGCGUUGGUAGUUAUGGUUAUGGAUUUAUGCUUCAAUAGACACGAAGUAGACGAGAUAGAGAUCAAGGCUAAGGUGAGGGCGGCUUUCCAGAAGUUUGAUGAUGACAGACACAUCUCUCCGCUUCCUAGUCGUUUCCUAAGUUCAUUACGCGACGUCUUGCAGAAGCAUGAAGUAUAUCUGACCCAUCAAACCGCUUCAACACCCGAGAAUGCUGCUGGCGUAACCAGUGGGAGUAGUGCUGGUAGCUUCAGUCUUCUUCCUGACAUCCAGAUGCAGCCGGAGCUUAGUCUAGAUAUGCAAACCACAGAGGGUGGCCUUGAUGUUAGUUCCUUCGACGAAUUCUGGCAGUUUGCAAGUCAAAGCGAGAUGAAUCCCGAUUCGAUAACGUGGGAUAACCUGUUCGCAGCUCUCGAUGCGAGGCCCAUAUGAUGGAACUUGACGAAAUAACUCGCCUCAAGGAAACCUUCGAAGAAACGAGGCACCAUUUCUCGAGUUCUUUAUUAUACCAUCCCAUGCCUUGGGAAAUUUGUGGUCGUAUUGUUUUUUGCUAGGGCGUUUAUUACGAAUCAUUGCAGUCCAUGAUCCUAUGCGUAGGCAAUGUUAACUCUACCUGAGCUGCAGCAGUCGGGACCGAACUUAAACGAGGUAAUUUUUACCUCCUCCUCCUCCUCGAAUAACGCGGAGAUAUAAGGAUUUGACAGUUUAUGUAUGGGGUGGCAGGUUGUCCUUGCGGGCCGUAGCCGAUGCCGGCCCAAUUAGACUGUUAUUCAAAUGCAGUUGAGAAGGGUUAAAAGAGGUUGGCUAGGGAAGUGAUUGGUAGUUGGGUAUGUGACAGAAGUUAAUAAACGGUUGGCUGCAUGGUACAUUUCAUAGAGUUAGGAUGAAUACUUCGAUUUUACUCUACCAGACUAAUAUAAUCCCGCUGUUUCGAC
This is a messenger RNA of Daldinia decipiens, 2762 nucleotides long. RefSeq lists its product as uncharacterized. The record is from RefSeq and is a predicted model, not a curated record. Lineage: Eukaryota; Fungi; Ascomycota; Sordariomycetes; Xylariales; Hypoxylaceae. Gene Ontology annotation, biological process: DNA-templated transcription; regulation of DNA-templated transcription. The coding region runs from base 1 to 2259 and encodes 752 amino acids. Gene Ontology annotation, molecular function: DNA binding; DNA-binding transcription factor activity, RNA polymerase II-specific; zinc ion binding. The transcript is spliced from 3 exons.